Molecule: messenger RNA, 1569 nt
Organism: Candida tropicalis MYA-3404
Lineage: Eukaryota; Fungi; Ascomycota; Pichiomycetes; Serinales; Debaryomycetaceae
Product: peptidyl-prolyl cis-trans isomerase cypE
Exons: 1
Coding region: 1-1569 (522 amino acids)
Biological process (GO): protein folding; protein peptidyl-prolyl isomerization
Molecular function (GO): protein binding; peptidyl-prolyl cis-trans isomerase activity
Source: RefSeq, a predicted model, not a curated record
AUGAAAAGAAAGUUCAAUCAACCAAAGACAAAUUUACCAAUUGUCUCAGAACAUAGUUCCAGUGUUUCGAAUGGGACAGAAAUCACCACUUUAGUAACUUCUGAAACACAUGUUGUUACAGGGUCCAUAGAUGGUUGUAUUAAAAUCUAUUCAAUCAAUCAAGAUAUUAAUACUACAAUUGAAUGUGUUAAAUCAUACGAUACUGUCUAUUCAAAUAAACCUGUGAAACAAUUAUUACUUAAUGGAACCAAAUUGGCAAGUCUAGCGGAAAAUGACAAUGGUUUAAAAAUAUUUGAUCUAAAUACUUUAGAUAUGAUUCAAACUGUUGAAUUACCAUUCAUACCUAAUGUUUCCUCAAGUACUUCCAAUUCAUGGUAUACUGAUGAUAAAAUAUUAAUUUCUAGUAAUGAAAAUGAAUUAUAUUGUGUUGCAUUAGAAGAAGAUGAUGAUGAUUCAUUUACUAAAUUGAAAAAUCCACACAAAUUUCCAAUUAUAUCAAUGAGUUUUAAUUCAGAGUUUAAAUGUUUUAUAACGAUUGAUGAAAAAGGGUUAAUUGAAGUAUGGGAUCCCCAAACUUUUGAAAUUCCAACCACAGUACAGUUCAAGAUGAAAUCACUGACAGAUUUGUUUUAUUUUAGGAAAAAUAAGUUAAUAGUUGAUUGGGUUGCAUUGUCAUCUAGUGGUGAAAUGUUUGCAUGUGGAUAUGAUAGAGGAAUAAAAGUAUAUUCUAUGAAAACAGGAAAAAUUAUCCAUUCAAUAGAUUGUGAAAGAGUCUCAAGUUCAGAAAUCUUUUUUGAUAAAAAUCUGGUUGUUUAUUCUACAACUAAAGGUAUUCAAGUGGAUGAUCUAAACCGAGAUGAGACUGAAGUUAUUGGAUCCGAUGAUAAAGUUCUAUUCAAUAACUUUGGUGUGCUUAAAAAUACUCAAAUAGAUAUUAUUACCACUGAAAUGAUAACUUCAGAUAAUGCACUUAUAAAUUCUAAACUAAAUUCCAAACCCAUUUUGGUGGCAUCAGCUGUAAAUGCAGAAAAGAUAUAUAUAUUCAACGACUCUUCAUCAUCAACUACAACAUCCACACCACCAGUGAAAAAAGCCACCAAUUAUACUAAAGUCACACUUAAUACAACCAAAGGAGAUAUCAAAAUUGAGUUAUAUUCGAAACUUACUCCGAAAACAGUGGAAAAUUUCAUCACUUUGUGUAAGAGAUCAUAUUAUAAUAAUUUGAUUUUCCAUCGUGUUAUUCCUGAAUUUAUGAUUCAAACAGGUGAUCCAAAAGGUGAUGGAACCGGUGGUGAAUCGUGUUGGGGUGGAUACUUUGAAGAUGAAUUUACUCCAGAAUUGAGUCAUGAGAAAUACAUGGUUAGUAUGGCUAAUGCUGGACCAAACACCAAUGGAUCUCAAUUUUUCAUCACUACAGAAGAUGCUAAUUUUUUGGAUAAUAAACAUACUGUUUUUGGGAAAGUUAUUUCUGGUAUUGAUGUUAUUCAAAGUAUUGAAAAUGUAGAAACUGAUGAGGAUGAUAAACCAUUAGACAGGAUAGUUAUUUUAUCUACAACUUUAGAACGAUAA